GGAAGCCGCGGCGGCGGCACGAAGAAGCGAGGGAAGCCGCUGGCCGGGCGCCCAUCUGUGCUCAUCUGCAAGCCGCGGCGGCCCCCCUGGCGCCGCUCGGGAAGAAAACGCUCGCCUUGUGCCGCCGGCUCGCACGGAGCGGCACGCACGGGCACGGGCGGCGGUGCGGGGCAGGGCAGGAGCGAGGGUGUCCCAAGGCGGAGAAUCACCUAUCACUACACUGGUGCAGUGACACUAAUACUAAUUAAAAAAUGGCAUUUCGAAAGGCAAUAAAAGGCACUAUUCUUGUUGGAGGAGGUGCUGUAGCAACUGUUUGGGGCCUCUCACAACUUUCUCAGUACAGAGGAAAGCAUGGUAACCUUGCAUCUGUUGAAGCUUCCGAAUGCAAGCCUUCACUCAUGCUAAGCUCCCUUCCUACCAGAGAGAGUCAGCUCCAGGCCCUGCGAGAAAAUGGUGAAUUCGAUGUUCUUAUCAUAGGUGGUGGUGCAACAGGAAGUGGUUGUGCUUUAGAUGCUGUUACAAGAGGCCUAAAAACAGCCCUUGUAGAAAGAGAUGAUUUCUCAUCUGGGACCAGCAGCAGAAGCACUAAAUUGAUCCAUGGCGGAGUGAGAUAUCUUCAGAAGGCCAUCAUGAAGUUGGAUUUAGACCAGUACAGAAUGGUAAAAGAAGCCCUCCAUGAACGUGCCAACUUGCUCGAAAUUGCACCUCAUCUGUCGUCUGCUCUGCCUAUAAUGCUUCCUGUUUACAAGUGGUGGCAGCUGCCCUACUACUGGGUGGGAAUUAAAAUGUAUGACCUUGUAGCUGGAAGCCAGUGUCUGAAAAGCAGCUAUGUGCUUAGCAAAUCAAAAGCCCUGGAACUCUUCCCCAUGUUACGGAAAGACAGACUCGUUGGUGCUAUUGUCUACUAUGAUGGACAGCACAACGAUGCACGAAUGAACCUUGCCAUUGCCCUCACCGCUGCCAGGUACGGGGCUGCCACAGCCAAUUACACUGAAGUGCUGCGCUUGCUGAAGAGGACGGAUCCCAGCAGCGGGAAGAGCCGUGUCUGCGGAGCAAGGUGCAGGGAUGUUCUAACAGGGCAGGAAUUUGAUGUCAAAGCCAAAUGUGUUAUCAAUGCUACAGGACCUUUCACAGACUCUGUGCGGAAAAUGGAUGAGCAGGAAGUAGCAAACAUCUGUCAGCCAAGUGCAGGCGUUCAUAUUGUGAUGCCUGGCUAUUACAGCCCUGACAAUAUGGGCCUUCUUGACCCAGCCACCAGUGAUGGAAGAGUGAUUUUCUUCUUGCCGUGGCAAAAGAUGACUAUUGCUGGUACCACUGAUACUGCAACCGAAGUGACACCACACCCCAUUCCGACAGAAGAAGAUAUCAACUUCAUUUUGACGGAAGUGCGCAACUAUCUUAGUUGUGAUGUAGAAGUGAGAAGAGGAGAUGUUCUCGCCGCGUGGAGUGGGAUUCGUCCGCUUGUAACAGACCCCAAUUCUAAGGACACCCAGUCCAUAUCUCGGAAUCAUGUGGUGCAUGUCAGCGACAGUGGCCUUGUCACCAUAGCAGGUGGAAAAUGGACAACCUACCGCUCCAUGGCACAGGAUACCAUUGAUGCUGCUGUACAGGCUCAUGGCCUUCAUGCGGGUCCCUGUAAGACCGUAGGGCUUGCCCUUCAGGGUGCAGAGGGAUGGAGCCCUACCCUUUAUAUUCGACUGGUUCAAGAUUAUGGACUUGAAAGCGAGGUGGCGCAACAUUUGGCGAGCACAUUCGGUGACAAGGCUUUUGAAGUGGCAAAGUUAGCCCAGGUGACUGGAAAGAGGUGGCCUAUCGUUGGAAAACGCCUUGUGUCGGAGUUUCCAUACAUCGAGUCUGAGAUUGAGUAUGCAAUCCAAGAAUAUGCUUGCACUGCAGUGGACAUGAUUGCCCGGCGCACACGGUUGGCUUUCCUGAAUGUGCAAGCUGCAGAUGAAGCCUUACCAAGGAUAAUUGAGAUCAUGGGAAAGAAACUGAAAUGGAGUGAACAGAAGAAGAAGGAGGAGAUGGCAGAGGCGAAGAAGUUCCUCUACUACGAAAUGGGCUACAAGGCACGGUCAGAGCAACUCACCGACCGUAGUGAAAUCACUUUGUCCCCAGCUGAUAUCGAGAGAUAUAAAAAGAGAUUCCACAUGUUUGAUAAAGAAGGAAAAGGUUUUAUUACCAUAUUGGAUGUGCAGCGUGUGUUAGAGAGCAUCAACCUUCAAAUUAAUGAGAGUGCGCUCCAUGAUAUUUUGAAUGAAGUGGAUUUGAACAAAAAUGGGCAGGUUGAACUCAAUGAGUUUUUGCAGCUUAUGACUGCUAUUCAAAAAGGAUAUGUUUCUGGAAGCCGGCUGGCUGUGCUGAUGAAAGCCGCUGAGGAGAACAUCCAUCAUCGGGAAGUGAUUUCAGUAGAUCGGAGCUGCGGUGGCCUGUGAGCUCUGGAGCUCACAGUGGCCUAGCGAUGUCCCGUGCAGCUGCCUCUCCCUGCUGAAAAAACAUUCCAGUGCGUGGUGACGUCUCUGCUUCCUCUCCUCGCCCCGUCCACCGUUGAGCUCCCAUGGCAAGAGACCGCAGUGGCCCCAGUCCUUUCCUUCCCCUUCUAUGUUUGCUGUGACGGUCCCACUGCUCCAUCUGCGGCCUGCGGAACUGGGUGUACCGAACUAGGGUGACGUUUCUGCUCUCUGCAGAAUUGCCGGUGGACAAACAUUUUUGACAUACGGAAGGCAGUUAAAGAACUGUGAGCUACAGGACUUCUCCUGGGCUGAUCCAAGGGGAUCGACACGACUCCUUGGCUAGACCUUGAAGCCGCAGGAGGGGAUCCAGGUUUUCACCAAGCGUGAAUGCAGGUGCAGUACCACUCUGCCAGCUGCACAGGGGCAGGGAUGAAUCCUUUCAUACAUCAGUGAGCUGGUUUCCACCCCUCCUCUUGCAUCUUGCUGUAUCAAAUUGGCCGAAGCAGAAGGCAGCAGCCUGCCUUCAGUGUCUUACAUGUGGGCUUAUUCAUUAAAUCUCUGGAUUCCCACCCCACCCCCCGAGAAGUGUGUUAUGUUAAAUGUCAACUUUCGCCUAGAACUUCAGGGCUAACUGUAUUUUUUUAAUUGUUUCAAGGCUAUUAAAACAUGCAUGCCCUAAAAAAGACAAGAAAAAAGAAUGAUUUGUUAUUGAGGAGAAUAAUGCUUUUUCCCAUUUUAGAGAAGUGUGUUGUGCUAAAUGUUAAUCUUUUGCCUAGAACUUAAAGGCUGAAGGGCUUUUUCAUGGUUGCAAGGCUCUUAAAAUGCAUGCCCUAAAAAAAGAAAGAAGAGCGAGAGAGAGAGAGAGAGAGAUUGAGAUUUCCCAGUGGGGAGAAUAAGAGUGUCCCUAUCUUGGAUUUUUGAAGAAUAUUGCCAAAAUGCAAAUGAAGGUACUUAGUUGUGUUUGGAUAAGAGGGCAUCCAGGGCCAAGUUCUUUUAGGAUUAAACACGGAAGGCAGAGCAAUCUUGUGAUCAGUAGAUAGCGUCUGGACAGCCGCAGGAUCACUGAGAUCCCUGCUGUGAGAUCGGAGGGGUGCUCCUGUCCUAUGCAGGCAGUGGGAAUCCUGGUCUCCUCCCCUCCUCACCCGUAGCCAGUGCAAAAAGAACCGUGCCAGCUGCUUCUCUGGGUCCUGGGGAGCCUCCGAGGUGGACUUGAGCAGGCAUUCCGGGGAGUAGCAAAGGGAGUGGAGGAGGCCAGUGCCACCAAGAUGCAGCAUAUCUUGGAUCCUUCCCUUCUAGCCCAGCGCAGCCCACUUAGCAGAAAUCAGCUGCCUAAGUGUUUUGCAGGGCAGGAGGCAUGUAGAGGUGACAUUUGCUUUCAUGCUCCCGCUGCUUUUCAUUCUCCAGAUGUGGAGGGUUGCAAGCGUUUGAAUUGGCUUGCGCCCUGUAUUUCACUGGGAAUACUUGGCUUCGAGUAGCUAUGUCCUGUGCAGCAACUACGAUGUGCAGGUGGAUUUCUGAAAAGCACCCCAAGACAGGUUAAGAUUAGAAGCAUGUCACAAGGACAGGUGUACAGAAAAGGGCUUCUUAUCCUGUUAUGGCCAGACUUUAAAAAUACGGGAUUUCCCUCUCUCUUUCUUCCCAGCUUGGUAUAGCAUGUGAUAUGGUGAUUAGAGCACGUAGGUGUUUUUUUUUUCCUUUCCUAUGAAAUUUCUGUAGAACUGUUUUUGAACGGAGCAAAGGUCUGUUUCUUUUCCAUAAAGAAAAGCACAAUGGGAAACUCUCCUCUUGUCACAACUUGUAAUUUUACGAGAGAGAAAUUGAGCUGGACUUUAUUAAACUAUUACUAAGAUUGCCUCCUGUCCUAUUUUGGGCCAUUUUCCCAAACAUGGGCUUUCACUCCUGCCUGCCACCCCAGUUACUCUCCCUGUGAAGGUGGGCCAUGUGCUGAAGUGGAAAGUUUGCUGCUUCUUGUUUGGAAAAUGAGGCGCUAACAUGAAGCAAAGAGAAGAGGCUCUGGGUUGCUGGUGUGGAGAGAAGAAGCCUUCGUGUACUUUGUCUUGACAUGUUUUCACCUCCUGAGGGGCAUUUAUCCCCAUUCUGAGUUCUUCUUCAAGGGGAUGCUCCUGUGAGUCAUACAGUGCGUGGAGUGUGUGCUCUUAGAACUUGCAGGCCAAAAUCCUUCCUGGCAUGAUGAUGCUCAUCUCUUGAAUAACAAGAAGUGCAGCAUUCUUCAGAACACAGCAUGUGAGCUGACCCUUAAUAUACCUAGACAGAAGAAUGACAUGAGGAAUCUGCAUGCAACAUCAGCCCACAGUCUGGGACCCUUCUAAUGGGGCACUGUAUUCUGCCCAAAAGACCUCAUUUCUCCUGUCAAAGCACCCUCUAUAGAAAUGCUGAAGGUACUGAGGGUUUCUGCUGCUAGAAAAGCUACUGGUACAUACCACCAACCCAGCAAGUAACUUCAGAGGUAUGCAUUUGCAUUUUGUUACAAAGUUUUAUAUUUUAAUUGUUUACUUUUAGGCCACCUUUAAAGGGUGAAACUCUCCCUUGGUCCGUGUUGAGCCUAAGGGGCAGAGGCCUGGUAGAAAGUUACGUGAAGGCAGCAUUCAGGAAGGGAUCUGGCAGACAUGUGUGCCAACAUUUUGCUCUUGCAAGUUUUGGCUCCGAUCAAGAUAUUUCAGACUUCCCUUUGAUAGGGUGGUGGAGGCAGAAAUGGAUUCGUCCUCCUGCUAGGCACUUCAGGCAGACUUGAAAUACAGGACUAAAACUUUGUACGCACAUAUCAAUGUUGAGGUUUCUCCUUGGGCACAAAGGAUUGUUUUGUGCAGUGUAUCCCAUGGGCUGCUUCCCCUCCACCCGGCCAGUACUGGACUCUUUUACAUGAGUUGUCUUCUCCUUGGGUUAACAUGAUCUCACUUGGAGCAGAAACAUUAACUAAAAUGGGAGUAGUCCAAAGCUGUGUAUAAGAGUAUAUGGAGAAAAGAACACUACUGUAUUUAUACCCUAAAAAUGUGAGGGUGCCAGUGUUUUUAUAUACCUUUGAAUAAAAAUGGCACUUUAGCAUUCCCCUUUGACCCUUCGAGCAAAAGCUAACGCCUCCGACAAGGGAUAGAAUGUGCACACGCACACACGUGUGUCUCAUCCAGAUAUGCUCCAGGAAUUUAGCAAACUGUUUCUCCACCACCAAAGCUGAACCAGGCUGGGGAUGGCAAGUGAAGAAAAACAACAUCUGUUCUGGAGGAGGUGGUCUAAUAUUCAUUUUUGAAUACACCUUUUCAAAUAGGUUCCGUCUCCAUGAUAACGCAAGCUUUUCAGCAACCCCUAGUUCUGGUUAUCACUACCCGAGCUCCAUUCUUGCUGUUCUUCAUCUUUUGCUGCCAAUGCAGUCAUGCCGUGAACAUGCAUGUGUGUAUGUUGAUUUCCCGUGAUGGUCUGUAUGCAUUUUUUUAGCCUGAUCUCUGGAUUUUAGCUUCUCUUCUCUUCUCUUCUCUUCUCUUCUCUUCUCUUCUCUUCUCUUCUCUUCUCCCAAAAAUGCAUAUCUCAGUUUUGUUUGAGGACGUGAAAGAUAUUAUAGAUGAAUCUUCCACUUGCUUGAUUCAGUAAAAUUAAAGAAUUAGAAUUCAGAACUCAAAAUGACUUGGUUACAUGAAGCUCUUUUAUCUGUACUGAAGAUUUUUACAUGAGUACAAAAAUUUAAAGGGAAGGCACUUGCAGAACUGUUUUGCACUGUGUUAAAGACACGUCGUACUAUUGUACCACUGUGCUUCAAAAAGGAAGGAAAGAAAUAUUGCAACCAGGUACCUGGCUUUGGGGGGGUGGGGGGAGAGAGAGGGCAUGUGAGUGAGUACACACACAUAUAUGCACACAUAUACAUAUAUACAUGCCACAUGUUUUUCCAUCUGGCACUUUUAUGUAUUGUGUUGGGUUAUCGUUCAGGAUCAGACUGUUAAAUAUUGUGUUUGAAGCUGGGUUGUCAUUUUUAUAACUGUCUCGGUGUUUUAUUGCCAUUAUUUAUUACUUUUGAUAUACAGAAUGAGCUGCAUGCAUUUAUAGAGCAAUAAGAGGAUGUAUUUAAUGUGCCUUGUUUUUAACUGAAUAAGAACUGAAAGCAUGAAUCAAUAAAACUGAUUAAAAUGGUC
This is a messenger RNA of Varanus komodoensis (Komodo dragon), 6592 nucleotides long. RefSeq names its product glycerol-3-phosphate dehydrogenase 2 (gene GPD2). Bases 252 to 2435 code for a protein of 727 amino acids. The transcript is spliced from 18 exons. NCBI's taxonomy places the organism in Eukaryota, Metazoa, Chordata, Lepidosauria, Squamata, Varanidae. Gene Ontology annotation, biological process: glycerol-3-phosphate metabolic process. Gene Ontology annotation, cellular component: glycerol-3-phosphate dehydrogenase (FAD) complex; mitochondrion. The record is from RefSeq and is a predicted model, not a curated record. Gene Ontology annotation, molecular function: glycerol-3-phosphate dehydrogenase (quinone) activity; calcium ion binding.